GUUGGGUGCUCAAGUUCCUCAAAGUCAGGCAUCCGCUCAGUCCUGAGAAAAGGCGGAGGGAAGUACACCCUGUGUCGGUUUCCCCUCCUUCCACCUUCCCAGGAUGUCAAACCCUACCAUGGAAGAGACAUUAGAAGAUCCCCCCACAUCAGCUGUCAUGCUGGAUCAUUGCAAUUUCUCCCAGGUCAUCUUUAACAGUGUGGAGAAGUUCUAUGUCCCAGGAGGGGACAUCACUUGCUAUUACACCCUCACCCAGAGUUUCAUUCCCCGACGAAAGGACUGGAUUGGCAUCUUUAGAGUGGGAUGGAAGACAACCCGGGAGUACUAUACCUUUAUGUGGGUCACUGUGCCCUUGGACCUAAACAGCGACUCAGUCAAACAGCAGGAAGUCCAGUUUAAAGCUUAUUACCUGCCCAAGGAUGAUGAGUAUUAUCAGUUCUGUUAUGUGGAUCAGGAUGGUGUGGUCCGGGGAGCAAGUAUCCCUUUCCAGUUCCGUCCAGAAAAUGAGGAGGACAUCCUGGUUGUUACCACCCAGGGAGAGGUAGAAGAGAUUGAACAACACAACAAGGACCUUUGCAGAGAAAACCAGGAGCUGAAGGACAGCUGUGUCAGCCUCCAGAAGCAGAACUCAGACAUGCAGGCAGAGCUCCAAAAGAAGCAGGAGGAACUAGAAACCCUAAAGGGCAUCAAUAAGAAGUUAGAAGAGAAAGUUAAAGAGCAGAAGGACUCUUGGGAGACAGAGCUGCUUCGACUAAAAGAACAAAACCAUAAGAUGUCCUCCGAAAAUGAGAAGAUGGGAGUCCGAGUGGAUCAGCUGCAGGUCAAGCUGUCAACUCAAGAGAAAGAAAUGGAGAAGCUUCUUCAGGGAGAUCAAGAAAAGACAGAGCAGUUGAAAUUUCUGAAAAAGGAAAAUGAUCAGCUCUUUAUCAGCUUAGCUGAACAGAAGGAGCACCAGAAGAAGCUGGAGCAAACGGUGGAGGAGAUGACUCUGAAAGAAACAACAGCAAUGAAGAAGCAUCAGGAGUUAACGGACCAGAACUUUGACCUGUCAGAAAGACUGAAUGAGAACAAGAUUAUAUGUAAUGUGCUACAGAAAGAGAAAGAAAGACUGGAAAGAGAAAAUGAUUUUUUGAAGAGGGAGAACACUAGAUUGCUGAGUUACAUGGGUCUGGAUGCCGACUCUUUGCCAUAUCAAGUGCCUACUUUAGAUGAAGGUGAUCCAGGAGCAGACCCAGGACUUGUCUAUGAAAACCCAUAUUCUGGUAUCCAAGAAAGUUCUGCCCCCAGCCUGCACUCCAAGAAAUGCCCCACCUGCAGAUCAGAACCUGAUGAUAUGUUUGAGCGAGGCUUCGCGCCGGAGGAUGUGCAGGCCCCUUGUCUGACUUGUCCAGUUUGUGACCAGAUCUUCCCAGCAAACGAGAAGCAGAUCUUUGAUGAUCACGUGUUCUGCCACUCUAUAUAAGUGCCCCAGCCUCUUGGAUAUAUACUAUGCACAGAUUUUCUAGAGUAGAACCUAUAGCUUCUACUCUGAGCUAUGACCUGAGAUCCUGCCUAUUCAAAAAUUAGUAGGGAUUUACUCCGUCUUGCUGUCCUAAAGGUGGAGCCGUGUUGAUUAGCUAAAGGAGAAUGUUAUGGGUCGUUACUUUCAUUCUUACGGGUUACUACCUUUUAAAUCACAUAACUAACUGUGUCAGCCUCUCACCUAUAGUGCCCAUUGUGCCAUGCAUCAUCUGUCUAAGAGGGCCUUGGGAUGGAAUUAACCUAGCUAUUCACAACAGGUCUGACUCAAGUAUUAAGUGGUUCAUUUUCCAAGUUGUCCCCCUCACUCAUGGUCAGUCCUCCAGUAUACUGCACUUACCGUGGGGCUGGAGACUGGCCAGAGGCUGAGAAGUUCCUCCUCUUUCUCCAACUGAUUGCACUAGACUAGUAAAAGGUGGCACAACAGAGAAUGCAGGCAUCCAGUUUGGGUACUGCAGGAUUCUUGAUUUCUCAACUCCCAGUAGAAACAUUUAUUUCUGAACUGUGGACAGGAAGUAUUUCAAUCACAGAAAACCUUUAUCUCUGAAUACAUCUGAUUGGCAUGUUCAACCAUUUGAUCUUUUCUAUGCACAUAAUUCUGUUGGCCUUUCUUAAUGGUUAGUAGGAAUUGUUAGAAACUGGGGGUUUACGACUUUCUAAGCAGGUGAGCUUGGAUAUGAAUGUCAGAAUAAUGAGAACUACUGUUAAUCUUUCUACUACUAAAAAAUAAACUAUUCCUUAUUUGA
Messenger RNA from Condylura cristata (star-nosed mole), 2264 nucleotides. It is a transcript of the gene CALCOCO2, whose product is annotated as calcium binding and coiled-coil domain 2. Gene Ontology annotation, cellular component: PML body; autophagosome. Gene Ontology annotation, biological process: xenophagy; positive regulation of autophagosome maturation. The record is from RefSeq and is a predicted model, not a curated record. NCBI's taxonomy places the organism in Eukaryota, Metazoa, Chordata, Mammalia, Eulipotyphla, Talpidae. Bases 104 to 1462 code for a protein of 452 amino acids. The transcript is spliced from 13 exons.